Messenger RNA from Prionailurus viverrinus (fishing cat), 3804 nucleotides. It is a transcript of the gene DRAM1, whose product is annotated as DNA damage regulated autophagy modulator 1. The coding region runs from base 449 to 1525 and encodes 358 amino acids. Lineage: Eukaryota; Metazoa; Chordata; Mammalia; Carnivora; Felidae. The record is from RefSeq and is a predicted model, not a curated record. Gene Ontology annotation, cellular component: lysosome. Gene Ontology annotation, biological process: regulation of autophagy. The transcript is spliced from 5 exons.
UUUGGUCCCCAUGAGACCCCAUGACCUCCGACACAGACCCCGGGCUCAGAAUCUAUAAACUAUCCCUCAAAAUCACCAGGGCUCACAAGUGCCUACAGGACACAAAUUCUUUUCGCAGUGUUUGAAAUGUAUGAGGUCCCCAUUACUCAUCUUAGGUCAUGGCUCCCAGCGUGGGCUAACCCUGAUCCGUCAGCGGGGAAAGGGAAAUCUAACUUCUAGGAAACACUCCAGGUCUGCUCUAGGGGAAAGCAGAACUGUGACGCACAAGGCGACGCUUCGGGCCCCGCUUGAAGUCAGUCCGACCUGGACUCCCACGGGCCCUUCCACGCUCUAGGUUUCCUUGUGGGCAGCAUCCAGGUGGGUGUCACGUCCGUGCCCGUGAGUUGGCGACCGUCACCGUACUUCUGAUCCGACCCCUGCAGGCAGCAGCAUUAGCAGCAGCCGCGGGAUGGGGUGGGUGUCGCCUCGCGGGGGCCACGCUCUCCCCCCCCCACCCCCCCCCCCCGCGACGGGCAGGUGGCCGUACCACGGAGGGGAAGCCCCUGGGGUUCGAGGCCCAGCAUCCCGGAAACCCCGAGGGAAGAAGGAGGGCCCGGGAGGACCUGAUCGUUAUUCCCGAGUUGCUCAAGAGCUGCGGAGGCCGGGCCGGCUGGGACGGCCCCGGGCAUCCCCGCCCUCCCGCGCCGACCCCCGCCGAGUCCGAACCAAAAGCGAAAGGAGUCCGGCGCCGCGAGGAGGUCGCCGCGCGCCUCCAAGCCCGCGGGGGCCGCCGUUUUGUGACUUCACCGGUUUCGCAACAAACCCGGGCCGCCCGCGCCCCACCCACCCCCGGCCGGCCGCCUCGCCGCCCGCCGCCUCGCUGGGCUCUCCGCGCCUUCCUCCGUCCGAGGCCGGGCCUGCCCCGCCGUCGCGGAGCCUCCCGUCCGGCCGCCGCCUGCGGGCCAGCACGUGCGCGACUCCCGCGCCCCGCGUCCCGCGCCGCGCCCCGCUGGGCGCAGCGCCCUCCCGGCGGCGGCGCGAUGCUGUGCUUCCUGAGGGGAAUGGCCUUCGUGCCCUUUCUUCUGGUGACCUGGUCGUCCGCCGCCUUCAUCAUCUCCUACGUGGUCGCGGUGCUCUCGGGGCACGUCAACCCCUUCCUACCCUACAUCAGGAGUUAGCUGUCCCCCUGGUCCAUGACGGUGGUGCCCUUUUGGCUUUUGUCUGUGGUGUGGUCUACACACUCCUGCAGUCCGUCAUCUCUUACAAAUCGUGUCCCCAGUGGAACAGCCUCUCCACGUGCCACGUGCGGAUGGCCAUCUCUGCCGUUUCCUGCGCAGCUGUGGUCCCCAUGAUCGCCUGUGCUUCACUAAUUUCUAUAACCAAGCUGGAAUGGAAUCCAAAAGAAAAGGAUUAUAUAUAUCACGUAGUGAGUGCAAUCUGUGAAUGGACAGUGGCCUUUGGUUUUAUUUUCUACUUCCUAACAUUCAUCCACGAUUUCCAGAGUGUCACCCUAAGGAUAUCCACAGAAAUCAAUGAUGAUAUUUGAAGAAAGAAGAAUUAUAUGUCACUCAGUGAAAGUCGCAGGCAAUUUCUGGAAGUGGUACAGAGGAGGGUCUUAAUGCUGCCCUGUGUGGAAUGCAUCUGCAGUACCUCCGGGACUUGAAUUUCAUUAAGAACUCCCAAUAGUUGUACUAUUUCCAAAGGUAUGUUUUCAUAGUGAGUGUAGAGCAUUUGUGACAUCGUAGCAAUGUUUUUAUAAUUUUCUAAGUAGACACUUUUUUGUAUUAACAAAUUCAUUACAGAGAAGAUAAGGUGUUACAGAAAAUGGACAGCUCUUGUUUUUGCACAGAUUCUGUUUUGUUUUGUUUUCUUUGUGUGUGAUUGGUGCAAAUACACUAAAUAAGGAAUUCACUAAGAAGUAAAAUCAGGGCAUAUUCAUUUAAAAUUUUUAUUUUUAGAGCAUGAACUGUCUAAUUUUAUAUCACGAGAACACUUACAAAAUUUGAUUUAUAAUGAUUGCAAUGAUUUAGUUAACAAAUUAACACUAUCAAGGAUACUCUGAUUUUUAUGUGAACUAAGCAAAAUGCUUCUGCUGAAAGGCCUUACUAUCUCUAUGCACAUUAACUCUAAGUGAACACAGAAGACCUCAGGUUUUAAAUUCCGCCCCCCAUGGGCCUCCCUGCCCACAGAGCCACAGUGUUUACCCUUGCUGCUGACUGGCAUGCCAUAGUGGGCCUAAUUCCAGGUGGGAUGAAUUCAGCAAGGCAGAUUAGAAAAACCUUAGAACAACCAGAAAAUGGAAACAAGCACCUGACAAGAAAGCCUCGUUGGAUUCUGGAUCAUUGUCCUUGCUGGAUGAGCAAGGAUGGAAAGUAUCUCAGGGACCGUUUGUGGAAGAGAUGGAUUGUGGGAAGACCUCUGGUUAAUACGAACCCUCCACAAAAGCCAAGCUGUGAAAAGCAUUAAAAAGACCAUUUGUAAAGGCACCCUUUGUUGUAACUGGCAUAAAUUGAUAUAUAGUCUGACUCAGAAGCUGAAACUCACAUCUCGAAUUUAUUUCAUGGCAGUAAACCUGUGGAAGAGCAUGUAGGUCUGAGAGAGGAGAGGGGAGAAGGUAGAGGGUGCAGUUUAUUUGGUCCUUCUUUUUAUGCCUGUAGCUGGAUGUUUGCAUACCUCACGAAAUGUGAACCUGGUCCUUUGUUAAGACCUACACGACCUACACACUCCACCGUCUCACCCAGAUCACAAAUGACAAAUGAAAAGCAAAUCAUUCCAGAACAAGAAGUGGGCCUUGACAUGUUAAGGCUUAGGUUUGAAAACUGAAGAGAAGGCCUUCCUUCAAAGACCCUCCAGACCACAAACCUCCAUCUGGCCAAGUGGGUCCAGACCUUGAGUUCAUUUGCGAGGGCCAGAACUUGGACAGCCUGGGAGGGAAUCCAGGAGUGGUGAACACAUCAUGGCUCUUCAAUAAAUAUUUACCGAGUGAAUGAAGCAGUCGGCCACCUCAGCAACAACAAACUGUGUUGCCUGUAUUCAGCAGUGAGAACCUGAUAACCAUGUCUGAGUCUGUUACAACUUGUUGUGAUGCUGUGGGUCCCCAUAGUAACACUGGAACUGAAAGACUGACUGAAGCUCUGGCAAGCAUUCAUUAUCUUGAAGAUGGGGGGGAAAUGUCACAUUCCUGUGCUGUGAAACCUGUAGGAGAAUGAGUCCUCAGCUGGGACUCACUUUGAACAGACUUUUCUUAUCUGCACUUCUCAUGAUGCAUUAUUAUUCUUCAUGUCCGUAUCUCUCCGUGAGAUAGAUUGGCAGAGUAUGUGCCUUGAUCUUUAUCUUUGUAAAUCAGGCGUUUACCAGGAUGCCUCCUGGUACAGAGCAGGUGCUCAAUAAAUACUCAUGAAUGCAUGAAUGAAUGAGUGAACAAGUGAAGGAAUGACUAGGGGUAUUUGUAGUGCUGCAUAGUGAGAUUUACACUGGUUUACUAGUUAAGUGAUAAACAAAUGGUCUGUAUCACUCAGUAAUGUUGACUGUUUUGCUUUGUGUACUGUAAACAGUUCAGUUGUUUGGGCUUCACGACCCUAUGCCAACUCUCUUCAACCUGGACAGUUACCACCAAAAUUGUUACGUGGGAUAGACAAAACGGUACACCUGGCUUGCCAAACUGAGAAUGCCAAAAAUCACUCCAGACAAUCACAUUCUGCUGGUUCCCUGAAACCCCUAAAGCUGGUCUCAUCCACAUUUAUGGUAUUAUUUCUAAGUUCCAUGACUUUGCAUUUCCUUGGCCCUCUUGGCUAAAAGAGUAGAAUAAAAUGAAAUAUUUCUUUA